CUUUUCUCUAGGCGAAGUUUCUAUAUUGAUUUUAGCUUCAGCGAAUCACGCAAACCUUUAUGAAAAUGGUCGUGGUUUUUGACUUCUUUGGGAUAUAAUAAGAUAUAAACUUUGAUGUUAAAGUCCUACCGGAAGCAGCAGAAGCUAUUAUUGUUAGCUCAUUCUGUUAGCAUUAAGCAAACAAUCGGCACUGAAGAUGAGAGAAAAUCAAAUACGGAGCAUAAUGGAAACGGGUGGUGUUUAUCUGCUGGAGUAUAAGGAGAGAAAACUUUCUUCUCUAAACGUGUGAAAACAUUAGAAGGUCCCUGAGUUCGAGGGAAGACAGCAGAGAUGGAAGAACCAGCACAGAGUCAGCAGAUGGGCUCCUCUUUUCAAGAUGUCAAGAAUCGAUGUCCCAAAUGGGAUCAGGAGGACUUAAAGCCACUGGUUAUCAAAGAGGAACAGGAUGAUUCUGAGAUCAUUGAAUUUAUAUUCAGUCCUGUUCCUGUCAAGAUGGACGAUGAUGAAGAGAAACCUCGGCUUUCAGAGCUUCAUAAGACUCAGACUGAGGUGAACACAGACUCUGCGGGUGAAGAAUCAGAUGAGCACAGAGCCUCAGAUUCUUCAGAGACGGACGUCAGUGAUGGAAACUUCGAGGAGAACACGGACCCUCAAUCAGUUGUAGACUUUGGACAGAUCAACACCUUUCCCGUAGAUGAUGCAAGAUGCGAAACAGGAACGAGGAAGGCACAAAAUUGGUGUGGGUUGAUGCCUAUGAAUUGGGACUACAAUUUGGUGAAGAUACAAAUUGCAGCAGACAUUGAAGAGAAGCCAUUCAUCACGGGCAACCCGCAGCUUAGGCUGAUAAAAAUGGAGCUUCCUGCUGAGGAGCAGAACCUGAGGCCCAGCCUGGACCAGAAGGACCUAAAACUCCCACGGAUUAAAGAGGAAGAGCACAAUGCUGAGGUCACGCAGUUCAUAUUCAAUCCUGUAUCUGUUAAGAGUGAAGAUGAUGAAGAGAAACCUCAGCUCUCAAAGCUCCAUCACAAACAGCCUGACAAAAACAGACUCUCUACCGGACAGGAAGACAUUUUACGAUCAAAUAACGUAGAUGAAGCUAUUGACUCUUCAGACACUGAUGUCAGUGAUGGUAAUUGGGAGGAGAGCAGUGAAGUUCAGUCAGGUUUGGGCUCCAUAGAAACUAGAACUGGUGAUCUAAGAUGUAUGAGAGGUGAGGUGUUACACAGCUGCAAAGAAUGUGGUAAAAUAUUUAGCCACAGAAGAAAUUUGUUAAGACAUAACAUAAUCCACACAGGAACAAAACCCUUCAACUGCUCCAUCUGUAGCAAAGCUUUCAUAUGGAAGGGGGGUUUUGUGCAACACAUGAGAACACAUAGUGAAGAGAAACCUUUCAGCUGCUCCACCUGUGGAAGAAGUUUCAAGAACAAGGAGAAUCUGAAUCGACACAUGAAAGUCCACACUACAGAGAGACCUUUCAGCUGCUCAGACUGUGGAAAACAGUUCAAAAGCCAGGAAACUGUAACUUCCCACAUGAGAAGUCACACAAAAGAAAAACCUUUUAGCUGCUCCAUCUGUGGAAAAAAGUUUAAAAGAAAAGCUAGUGUACAGCAGCACACAAAAAGUCACACUGAGGAAAAACCUUUCAGCUGCUCAGUCUGUGGGAAAAAGUUCAAGCGGAGUGAUAGUGUACCCCGGCACAUGAUACUACACACUGAAGACAAACCUUUCAGCUGCUCAGUAUGUGGGAAAAAGUUUGUUCGAAAAGAAAGUUUGGUAAAUCACAUGUCUCACCACACAUCAGAAAAACCCUACAGCUGCUCAGUCUGUAAUAAAGCUUUUACCUCAAAAGUUACUCUGAUAAAACACACCCGGUUCCACAGAGAGGACAGACAAUUUAGCUGUUCUGUUUGUAAAGCCUCUUUCAAAGAAAGAUCCUCCCUGGCUGUUCACAUUAAGAUUCACACUGGAGAGAAGCCUUUCAGCUGCUCAACCUGUGGCCGUAGCUUUGGUCAAAGCUCAACUCUGAAGCGCCACAUGAGACGACACACUGAAGAAAAACCUUUCAGCUGUCCCUAUUGUAAUGUCAAGUUCAAAUGGAAAAAUGCUUGUGUAAAGCAUAUAAAAAAACAUGGAGCUGAAUAGCUUUUUGGCUUCACAUACAAGCUACGGUAAGAUUAGAUAUAAGUCUGUUAAAAAGUUUCAUCAGCUGCUCUGUUACAGCAGAUU
Molecule: messenger RNA, 2226 nt
Organism: Cyprinodon tularosa
Lineage: Eukaryota; Metazoa; Chordata; Actinopteri; Cyprinodontiformes; Cyprinodontidae
Product: zinc finger protein OZF-like
Exons: 4
Coding region: 331-2142 (603 amino acids)
Biological process (GO): negative regulation of transcription by RNA polymerase II; regulation of cytokine production; regulation of immune system process
Cellular component (GO): nucleus
Molecular function (GO): RNA polymerase II transcription regulatory region sequence-specific DNA binding; DNA-binding transcription factor activity, RNA polymerase II-specific
Source: RefSeq, a predicted model, not a curated record